UACGAGUUAACUCACCAACAUCACAUGACGGAUUACUCAUUAGCAUAAACAAAAAAAUACCAAUUUAGUUUCAGUGAAAAUACACAUUGCAGAUAUGUCAGGUUGUACAAUGACUUCGAAGGUUGGCUUGAUUUUAAUAGGGUUGAUCUUCUGGGCUGUGGCGGCAGGCUUGUUCUUUGUUGGAGGAUGGGUGUUCAAUACCUACAAACAUUUUGAUGAAAUUGCAGAAGCUAACUUUACUCUGAUUCCUGCCUCCAUCAUCAUCGCAGUUGGAGUGAUGAUGUUCGUUGUUGGCUUGGUUGGAUGUGCAGCAGCAUUCAAGGAAAACAAGUGCCUGUUGGCUGUGCUAUUUUCUUUUUUGCUGGUGAUUCUCACAGCACUUAUUACGUCUGGAGCUCUUGGCUAUGGAUUCAGAAGUGAUGUUACCAAUGCAGUGGAGAAUGGAUUACACAAGGCAAUUAAUGCUUACAACUCAAACAGUACCCAGAGAGACCAGGUGGAUUAUCUACAGAGAAAUCUGAAGUGUUGUGGUGUAAAUAAUGCCUCUGAUUGGCUGAGUGCUAAGACCUGGGCCCCAACUUCCAACAAAACUGUUCCAGAAAGCUGCUGUGUCGCUGACAUUAACUGUACAGAGGAAGAGCGAAAAAUGAUCUAUAAUCCAAAAUACAUCUACCAGAAGGGGUGUUAUGAGAAAUUAGAACAUGAAUUCAUGUCCAAUUUGGCCUACAUUGCAGGCACUGCCAUUGGUCUAGCUGUGAUUUUGGUCCUGGGCAUGAUCUGUAGUUGCAUCCUGUUCUGUCGCUCCAAGGAGGUUCGAUAUGAAGCACUAGGAGGACAGUAUGCAGGACUUCGUGUGUAGGAGCUCCUGUAGAAGGCUGUUGGAGUUAUCCUACAGAAAACUGUUAUUGCACUAGGACUUUUUCAGUUCCAAUGUUAAGAAAUGCAACUUCAAACAAGCAUCAUGCACAGUGAUAAACUUACUUCCACCUCCUUCAGUGUCAUUUCAGUGUCAUUUAAGAACUCAAUCUGUGUGUCAUUUUUGAAAAAGAAAUCUAUUGAUUGAUUUGAUAAUAGUUUUAUGUGGGAUUAAUGUGUUUUGAUAAAAUAUUCUGUAUGUUUACAGUGCACAGACCUACCUAGAGCUUUUUUGAGGCUGUACUGUUUAAAAAGAAAAUAGUUUGUAAUUCUGCCAAUUGAAAUAUAAAACCAAUUAUCUUUAAUUUUCAAGCUAGAAAACAGCAGAUACUUUCCUUUGUGGAUAUAUUAUGAAGGAACCACAGUUACAGCUGGAAAAGUGAUUCAAGCAUGUGAGUCUGAUUUUGGUAGUGGGAUGAGAUUUGAAUUUUGAUUGAGGUUAUGAUUGGUUUAGUGGUUGAAUAUACAGCUGUAAUCUAUGAUGAACUCAAGAGUCCAAAGUCUGGUUGUGCUCAUUAAUGUUUUAGUGCUGUCCAUUUGUAUAUACUCCAUUUUUCAUCUGGAAGAAACUCAUUUAGUGAUUGUUAAAUGCACAGCUAACAAUUCUCUACUCACCCUGUGAUAAUUGUGACUUUGCUUAAGAGGCAUUUAAAAAUAGCUUGUAAAUUUUGUCUAUCAAAGCUCUCAUGUGUGUUUUAACAGCUACAAUAGUACACAGUGGUUUUUUUUCUUUUUUGGCUUGAUAUUCAUACAGAUGUGAAUAUUAUUUGCAAAAGGUUAAAUGCUUGGUAAUUAAUUUACAGGGUGAUGAUUAAUUGUGGCAUUAAUGAUUUCAGUGUCAGUUAUGAAAGUAGGUAUAAGGAGUAGAGUAAAAUUAUGAUACCUAUUUAUUUUUUCAACAAACUUAAAUUUUUGAAUUCUAUUUAUGGCCAAGAGACUUAUUUUGAAUACCUGUAAAUUGCCAACAGAUUUUAAACAAUGCCAUUUGACUCCUGUGAUUUCAAUUACUAUUUGUGAUAAAAGUUCUGAAGGAAAAGAUUGAAACAAAACUUCCAUAAGUAUGUUAGUAAUGACAGGAUCACAUGUAGAUUAUAAAUCUAUCCUUACUGCAUUAUCAGCAGUCUGUGUGAAAAGUUGAUGUUUAUAAUCAUUCAAUUUAUUAUUUUGUAGUGGCUUAGAAAUUGUCAGAUUAUGAUAUUUUCAUUUAUGUACUUUCAAUGUACAAAUUAUGUUAAUUUUCCUUAAGACCAAACAUUUUCUAUUGAUUAAUAAUUAUGCAAAUAGAUGUUCAAUUGUGUAAAUGUACACUUUAUGGCAUAAUAUUUUUAAAGGUCAGAAACAAAGCAAUUCUUUUUAGAGGAAGAAGGGACUGUUUAGAUUACGAAUCUCUAUAAUUUGGAUUAUUUGCUCUUUGUUGUUGUUUUUUGUAAUAAAUUUAAAAAUACA
This is a messenger RNA of Saccostrea echinata, 2361 nucleotides long. Its product is annotated as tetraspanin-36-like. The record is from RefSeq and is a predicted model, not a curated record. The transcript is spliced from 7 exons. Gene Ontology annotation, cellular component: membrane. The coding region runs from base 95 to 859 and encodes 254 amino acids. Lineage: Eukaryota; Metazoa; Mollusca; Bivalvia; Ostreida; Ostreidae.